This is a messenger RNA of Racocetra persica, 149 nucleotides long. The record is from the annotation of a GenBank genome assembly. Lineage: Eukaryota; Fungi; Glomeromycota; Glomeromycetes; Diversisporales; Gigasporaceae.
UAAUACUUUAGAUUGUCCAGAUAAUUUAUUGGUUUAUUUGGAUAGUCGCCAAAUAUUUACAUCAUUAUUGUAUUGUUGGUACAUUUGUAUUAUUUCUUCAAUUGUUGCUUGUAUUUGGUAUAAUCAGCUUAAAGUUGGUAUGUUUCCAA